CCAGCCCGCCAUCCCGGCCAGGCACCUGUUCCCGGUCUCGCAGCUGCUGGCGCAGAGCGCGGGUCCGGACAGCGCGGACAGCAGGAGCAGGAGGAGCAGGUCCCAGGAGUCCAGCUUCGCAGCGCACCUGGUGGUGAGCAUCGCCCCCCAGGAGAAGGCAAAGAUAGGCCCAGGAAUCAUGGCGUCCAAAGAGCAACAGGUCUUAAAAGAUCUCGCUGUGCAGAACGAUGAAAGAGACCACGCAGGAAGGAAGGCCUCCAAGCAACGUGAAGAAGAAGAAUUGCAGCUCUUGGAAGAGGUUAAAAACAAGAAGUCCGGGGGAAAUGUCAGAAUGGGACUAGUCAGGCGACUUGUGCCUAAUUUUCGAUGGGCCAUACCAAAUAGACGUGUUGAGCACAAUGAAGGGGGAGAGGAUGCUGGAAAGUUUGUAGGACAGGUGAUGGAAAUCAAGAAAAAGACUAGGGAGCAACAGAUGAGGCCUUACGGGCGUUUCCAAACACCGGAACCUGACAAUCACUAUGACUUUUGCCUCAUACCUUAAAAUCGCAGUUUUUCACCGAGCUAUUAAAUUGGCCUCUGUUUUACAAGCUGGUAUUUAGUGAGGUACUUUUUCUGUAAACUUUCGCUGUUUCCACCCAACUGUUUCUAUCUACGUAAACAUGCUUUAUUGUUGCAUCUAAUUCUAAACAUUCCUAUCAGCAUGACAAUUUAA
This is a messenger RNA of Chionomys nivalis (European snow vole), 712 nucleotides long. It is a transcript of the gene Bex4, whose product is annotated as brain expressed X-linked 4. Gene Ontology annotation, cellular component: nucleus; cytoplasm. Bases 179 to 541 code for a protein of 120 amino acids. The transcript has 3 exons. The record is from RefSeq and is a predicted model, not a curated record. NCBI's taxonomy places the organism in Eukaryota, Metazoa, Chordata, Mammalia, Rodentia, Cricetidae.